AUGUGGAACGAUGACAUCCGCGAAUUUGAGUAUGGAUGGGCGGAUGAUUCCGAUGAAAUAUCCGAGUCGCAAAAACCAACCAUUGUAUUAAUGGGAUUGAAAAGGAGCGGAAAAACAUCAAUACGAAAGGUUGUUUUCAAUAAAAUGUCACCGAAUGAGACACUGUUCGUUGAGAGUACACCACGCGUGACGACGGAAACAGUUAAAGGGUCGUUCAUUAAUUUUGAAGCAAUCGAAUUCCCAGGUCAGAUGAGUCCUUUUGAUAAUGCAAUGAAUCCUCACGAUACAUUUGCCCGCUGCGGUGCACUGCUUUUUGUCAUUGAUGCUCAGGAUGAUUACUCUGAAGCGCUGAAAAAAAUGGUUGAAUAUUUCAAAAAAGCAUUCGAAAUUAACGACAAAAUUAGAUUUGAAGUAUUUAUCCACAAAGUGGAUGGUCUAAAUGAAGAGGUCAAAUUAGAAGCACAGCGUGAUAUAUUUCAACGUGUACAAGAUGAUCUUCAGGAUGAUGGCCUUGAUAAAGUUCAUGUAACGUAUCAUCUGACUUCUAUUUAUGAUCACUCAAUAUUCGAGGCAUUUAGUAAAGUUGUGCAAAAGCUUAUAAAGCAGUUGUCAAUUCUUGAACGACUGCUUGACAUUUUCAAUCAGGGUUCAAAUGUUGAAAAAGCAUUUCUUUUUGAUGUGGCAAGCAAAAUAUAUAUAGCAACUGACUCAGCUCCGGUUGAUAUGGCAACAUACGAACUUUGCUGUGAUAUGAUUGACGUAACCAUUGAUAUAUCUUCUAUAUAUGGAUGUUCAGAUGAGUCAUCAUGUGGGGUAUUUGAUUCUCAGUCAUCUGCGGUCAUACAUUUGCGAACUGACCAAGUGCUAUUCUUACGACAGGUUAAUAUGUUCCUUGCCCUUGUUUGUAUUAUACGCUCUGAGAAUUUCGAGAAGCAAGGCGUCAUUGACUACAACUUCCAGUGUUUCAAAGGAGCUAUUGAGCGUGUGUUCCAAAUUCGAAAUAGAUUGAACUCAAGAAUAAAUAAUUUGGAAUCAGGGAUGCAGUGA
Messenger RNA from Brugia pahangi, 1047 nucleotides. Lineage: Eukaryota; Metazoa; Nematoda; Chromadorea; Rhabditida; Onchocercidae. The record is from the annotation of a GenBank genome assembly.